GGUCCCCCCAUGUUAGCGGAUAUCAACGGCAACCUGGCGGAUCUGAGAAGCGAAGCGAUGGCGUCGCAGAGAUUUUGUCUGCGUUGGAACAACCACCAGAGCAAUCUGCUCUCCGUCUUCGACCAGCUGUUGCACGACGAAGCAUUCGUCGAUGUCACGCUGGCCGUUGAGGGCCAGCUACUCAGGGCACAUAAGAUGGUGCUGUCGGCGUGUAGCCCCUACUUUCAGGCCCUGUUCGUUGGACACCCUGACAAGCACCCGAUAGUCAUUCUCAAGGAUGUUCCAUAUGUGGACAUGCGUAGCCUCUUGGAUUUCAUGUAUCGUGGUGAAGUGAGCGUCGAUCAAGAUCGACUGACCGCUUUCCUGCGAGUCGCCGAGUCCUUGAGGAUAAAGGGCCUGACCGAAGUAAAUGAGGACAAGUGUGAUUUGCCAAGUAUAACGUCCUCGCUGUUGGGCGGCAGCCAGAACGCGGUGGCACCGCCGCCGCCCAGUCUUCAUCGGAUCAACCAAAUCGGUCCGCAUCAUCAUCAUCAUGUCGCGCAGAAGAGGUUCCAUCAUAUGUCCAGUCAUCCGUUGCUUGGUUCGGCGCUGACAGCGCCUAAGAGAAAACGUGGUAGACCCAGGAAGUUGAGUGGUUCGUCGGAUACGCCAAUCGGUGAAAUCGGCGGUCAGGACCUGCAAUCCUGCUCUGGCGCUGAUCUAGUCCAGGGCUCGCCCGAGAUGAUGGAAAUGAAAAUGGGAUUGGACUUUCAGAGCGAGGUUAGCGGUAACGGCAGCGUGAGAAACACCAGUGCCUCCUCUUCCAACAACGUUGGCGCCAAUUCUGCGACAGCCACUAAUAAUCCCGCUGCCGCCGCCUCUUCGGGAUCAUCAUCGACGAGGAGAGACGAGCCUACGGAGAAUGGUACUGAUACACCGGAACCAGUCACGCGGGUCAAACGAGAACCAGAACCGACGCCCAGCACCUCGGCGCAAGCCUCGGAUGAGACAUUCGCGCGGCCGCACAGUAGGCAAGGGAGUGAGGGUUUCAAGCAAGAAUUGGAGGAGACGUCGAGCGGAGGUGGUGAUAGCGGCGAGCCGCCGACUCACAUCCGCAUCAACUUCGAGCGAUGCUUUCGUAAAGAGUUCAGCACGCUGCAGGGUAAAGCCGCGUCGACCGCCGCGGGCGAUGAUCAGCAGCAGCAACAACACUCGGACACUGAGAUGGACACGAAGGCGAUGUCGAAGGACAGCAUAAGCAGUGCCAUAUUUAGCGUGAUGGCUGGCGAGGCGGAAAUCAGUCAGAGCGACUUCGAAGGCUCGUUCAAGACCGAGAACGAGCGCACGGAGGGUUCGGUGCGGGACUUCUGCGUGAAGGAGGGCGACGUUUAUCGAUGCACCGUGUGCCAUCGCACGUAUACACACAUCAGCAACUUCUGCCGGCACUAUGUCACCUCGCACAAGCCUAACGUCAAGUACUACCCCUGCCCGGUCUGCUACAAAGAAUUCACCAGGAAGGACAACAUGGUCGCUCACGUCAAGAUCAUACAUAGUCUUAAACCGCACAUGAGUCUCAGCAAUAGUGGCAACAGUAACAGUAGCAGCAGUAUGGGUCAGCCGCGGUAGACCAUCGCUGGCUGGGCGUCCUCUCAGCAUGCUUCCUCCCUCAGAUCGCGUUUCUUGGAUCUCGCGCAUAAUUCCGUGAUACCGGAAAUGCUGUAAAUCCAUGGUAUCAUACUGUGUCCAUGAUAUGAUAUUACGAGAUAUUGUAAGAGUUCGUGACACCAAGAUUUUUUUAUGUUAAUCAAGAAGCUUUAAUACCGGUGAUUAAUGAAUGAAGGUUCUAGAAUUGAUGGUAUCAUAGAUUAUGAUACCAAGGAAUUACGAUAGGAAAAAGAAUGGUUGAGUCUAUGAUGGAUGAACGUCAUAGGUAGAUUCGCGGGCCUGAUGCGCUUGCCAAAAUGAUAAAAUCGAGGAACGCGAAGAUGAGGGAGAAGAAGGGAGAUAGAGGAGCUCGAGAAAAACGUGAAGAGGCCAGUAUAACGCUUCGAAUGAAGUCAGUGCGCUCCUAUGAGCAGAAGGAAAGAAGGACGAUAGAUAGAUAGAUACGAGUAAGCGAGAAAACAAGUAGGUAGGUAAAUGGUUGAUCUUAUAAAGUGGCUGUACUCUUCUGAAAUGGCCAGAGAGGGUGGGUACACGGAAAACAAGUGGGUGUGCAAGAUUCUAAGCUAUGAACGUCAUCGUCGGAGCACACGUUCCUUAGUUUUCGCGCGAGCGUUCUCUAUGGCAGUUUUUCCGGUGUGCGAAUUUAAUCAUUUGGACGUUAAUCGUCUCUAAUUUAUAAGGUGAACAUAUCUUGCGAAGUGUAUUUUCGCUAUUCUAAUAUUACACGACGUGCAUGUUGCAUGAGACUAGCUCAAUAUCUUGAUACCAAAUCUAUGCCUUGGAAGAAGAGUCGUAUAUUCACACACAUAUAAACACUUUGCAGUGCUUUUCUACUUCCAAGCCGCAGAAUUUCUUUUUAGAAACACUUUAAAGAGACACGCAAUAUAUCGCUCAAAUGAUUAAUGAAGCUGAUCUGUCGAGUCGUAUCGACGCUGCGUAAUCCGUGAUCAGCGAGGCGCGGGUCUGACCAAGUCCAAUACGCAUUACAAGUCAAGCAAAUUAUUAAAAUAACUUCUAAAAAAAACUUCUAUGAAAAACUUCUAAAAAAAAAGGUUCCGGGUAGCUUUCACUACGUAUAAUUCGAGCGAUGCUGCCCUGAAUUUUGUCCCUGUUCCAGAUCUUGGUCCUGAUCCUGGCCCUAGUGUUAGUCCUAGUUAUCUUUAUCAAUCUCCGUGCCUUCGAGGACCCACAAUGCGCACGCUUCGGUAUUUCGCGUUACGCAACGGUCGUUUUGCGAAGGAUCGAGCUUCGAUAACGCUGGAAACUUCCGGAACGAUUUGCGCGCGUGUAACGAGUAACGGGCAUUAAAGUUACAAAACGAACGAGCUUUACCGCGUUUGUCCCGAAGAGAAAGGGCGAAGCGGAUGUAAAAACGGGAGAUGGAAGAGGCUUUGUACUGCAUCAUAAACAAAGAGUUUAUAUAAAUCUAACCGAUGCGUCGUUUCAA
Messenger RNA from Acromyrmex echinatior (Panamanian leafcutter ant), 3091 nucleotides. RefSeq names its product zinc finger and BTB domain-containing protein ttk (gene ttk). NCBI's taxonomy places the organism in Eukaryota, Metazoa, Arthropoda, Insecta, Hymenoptera, Formicidae. The record is from RefSeq and is a predicted model, not a curated record. Gene Ontology annotation, biological process: regulation of transcription by RNA polymerase II. Gene Ontology annotation, cellular component: nucleus. Gene Ontology annotation, molecular function: protein binding.